AAAAUACACUAAACCCUAAAAUUCUCUCGCUGAGACAGUCACAGUUGAGUAAUUUCUUCUCCGACAACUUCUCCAUCCUUUGGUUCUGUCUUCAUAAUCGUUUGCAUUAAGACUGAAUCCAUGGCUUAGAAAAAGAAGAUAUCAUCGUUAAUGCCAGACUGGUCUCAGCUCCCGGAGGAGCUACUUCAACUUAUCUCACAGAAACUGGAACUUGAGGAUCACUGUUUCGAUGUCAUUCAUGCUCGAUCUGUUUGUCACUUGUGGCGGUCCUCAUUUCCUUUUCCUUCUUGCCUGUUACGCCCAAGUUAUUCUCUUCCCUCGUUCCCGGGUUUCCCUAUCAAAGACAAAGAUUCAUGUACCCUCGAGAAGCUUCCUUUGUUCCUCUUUAGAGUCAAAACAUCUGCUGGUGAUGUUGUUUCUGAGUAUUUUCUAGGAGCAGUAGGCCGCGAUGGGUCAGUUGAUCAUAUGAAGCUUCUUUCAUCUCCCCUUGAGUGCUCAGUGAAAAACAAGAUUCCAGGAUCUGACCCAACCUUGAUGAAGAUGCUCGACUGUCAGAUUCUCUCUCUAGGCCAUCAGUACAGAAUGGCCGGUUUGUGUCCUGAAGAAUGGAGAGUAUAUCAGAAAAGUGUGGUUUUCCUUCCGCUCAACAAAAAUGGAGAAAAACGAGAAUUUGUGGUGCUCCUCAACUACUCUGAAGGUUUGUUGGUGCUAAGAAGUGCUGAAAUGAGGUGGAAACCGCUUAAGUGCCGAAGUUUUGUUGAUCUUCAAUGCACGCAUUUAGUCACUUUUAGAGGCAGAUUUUAUGCAGUCUUUUUUACUGGAAUAAUUGUGGUUAUCGAUCCUUAUUCUCUGCAAGUGACUCGCCUUAUGCCUUCACAGCCUCUGCGCGGAAGUGAUUAUUUGAUUCCAUCUGGCAAUGAUGAGCUUUUCCUGGUCCAGAAAUUCAAUCCUUUUCCUGAUGCUGAUGUGUUAGAUUUUAAUCGUUUCACAUGUAGAGUAAGUAAGCUAGAUGAGGAGGCUGGUACAUGGGUUGUGGUCAGCGAUUUGGGAGACCGUGUGUUGUUUCUUGGAAACUUUGGGAAUGUCUGCUGCUCUGCUAAGGAGCUUCCUGAUGGAUGUGGUGUGAGUGGGAACUCAAUUGUGUACACCAAUGCAGGCUAUGUAACUUUUGCCUACAAAUAUGGAGUACAGACAGGAAGGGCGGAAGACGAGCUCAAUAUUUGGAGAUUCUCAAGAGAGAAAUGUGUGACGGUCCCCAGCACAUUUCCUGCGGUGGCUCUCCGAGUUGAAGACCAAGUCGAAAAUCUCGCUUUGGGUACUUGAGACAUACUGAUGGUUUUGUAUAUAUUUUGUGUCACGACCAUAUGCUGAAAACUAGAUAACUUGUAUGUCAGUUUUAGUUUUAGUUUUUGUUCUAACCAAUUACUUUCUCAAGACCAGACAACUAUGUCUGUGGAAAUGGUUGUCUCAUAAACUCUCAAAGCUAUGUUUGGCUGUGGU
Molecule: messenger RNA, 1500 nt
Organism: Capsella rubella
Lineage: Eukaryota; Viridiplantae; Streptophyta; Magnoliopsida; Brassicales; Brassicaceae
Product: F-box/kelch-repeat protein At1g64840
Exons: 2
Coding region: 151-1323 (390 amino acids)
Molecular function (GO): protein binding
Source: RefSeq, a predicted model, not a curated record